Austrofundulus limnaeus is the source of this 723-nucleotide messenger RNA. RefSeq names its product dynein regulatory complex subunit 2 (gene drc2). Bases 5 to 670 code for a protein of 221 amino acids. NCBI's taxonomy places the organism in Eukaryota, Metazoa, Chordata, Actinopteri, Cyprinodontiformes, Rivulidae. The record is from RefSeq and is a predicted model, not a curated record. The transcript has 4 exons.
AGACAUGAGGAAGGAGGAGGAAGACGUGAAGGAGGAGGAGGAAGAAAUGAGGAAGGAGAAGGAAGCCAGGCUGAAGGCGUUGGUAGCCAAGAGGAAGCUUCUGCAGCACAGGCUGGUCCAGCGGAAGCGGGAGGUGGACUCCAUUCAGGUAGAGAAGAACCAGUCGGACCAGGACCUGGAAACGUCCACUUUCGUAACAAAGCAGAAGUGUCUCCAGCUGAGGGAACAGCUGGAUCGAGACCGCCAGGUAGCGAGGAAGAAGCUGGUGGAUCUCACCACCCAGAGCGCCGCAGCCACCAAGAAGCUGCAGGGGGUCAUCAGCAAGGGCGAGAAGAUUCUUCGUCUGUCUGAAGUGUGCCACAAGCUGCAGACCAAACUGAAAAUCCCCACCUUGGAGCAUGAGCAGACGUUCUGUGAGUCUGGGAACCUGCAGCAUCAUUUGAACGUGGCUCUGCAGCAUCGGGAACUUCUGAGGAAGCAGAAACAGGAUCUGAUCCGAGAGAACCGCCAGAUGGAGCUCCUGCUGCAGCAUAUGAAGGACGGUCCCCUGAUGGUGUUCCCAGCCCUGUCCUUGUCUGUCCCUCCAGACGCCAAAUCAGCUGAUGGUACCGCUCUGUGUGGAGGCGCCACAGCGCCCCCUGAUGGUCCAACUGAUUCUGAUCAUAACUGAAGAAUUACUACAGUGUCACACACACACACACACACACACACACACACACACAC